This is a messenger RNA of Sphaeroforma arctica JP610, 1208 nucleotides long. RefSeq lists its product as hypothetical. The transcript has a single exon. Bases 215 to 1129 code for a protein of 304 amino acids. Lineage: Eukaryota; Ichthyosporea; Ichthyophonida. The record is from RefSeq and is a predicted model, not a curated record.
GCCACACACAAAACCACAGUCACACAAUCAAAAACAGUCAUCAAACACUACAUAGUAUAGAACUAUAGAUAUCAGAACAAAAUAGUUGCAAAAUAAGCUACUUUUAUUUAGAUAUAAAAGACGAAUAAAUGAACAAUAAUAUAGAAUGUUUACAACAGUGAAUAUCAUUACAUACAUACAUACCGACAACCGUCCAUAGACUAAAAAAGUUAAAAUGAACACUGUAGUCGUGACUGGUGCCAAUGUGGGGUUGGGCCUCGAAACUUGUCGACAGCUUGCCGAGGAGCCCGAGGUAAAGAAGGUAAUACUAGCAUGCAGAAGCGAGACUAAGGCAAAAGACGCCAUCGCACUGCUGGUAGGUAUAACAAAGAAGACUUCAGACUUUUUUGAUGUGCUGAUCCUGGAUACUUCAGAUGUCGAAUCUUGUAAGGCCGCCGCGCAGAAGUUAGCGUCAGAGAAAGUGAACGGUGUGGUGCUGAAUGCCGGAGGUGCCGUAAGGGGAAGGGGUAGCACUGGCGUUCCGGUGAUGCACCUGGCGAAUACAAUUGGACACGCUGUAUUUGUUGAAGAAUUGAUUGCCAACGGUCAGAACCUAGUUGUUGUAUACUCAGGCAGUGAAGCAGCGCGUGGGGUUUAUAGCGUAAUGGGGACCGAAUUCAAGGAACCAUACAAAGCAGACGUAUACAGUCACCUCACAGGAGAAAGCCCACUGGAGAAAGACGCCAACGCCGCCUAUGCAUAUACUAAGGCAAUCGCUGCGUUGUAUAUAUCUUCACUUGCGAGAAAGCACCCUGAGCUUCACAUUGUGACAGCCAGUCCAGGUAUGACUUCCGGCACUAAUCUCGGCAGUUUACAUCCAACUCUGAAGGUUGUGGCCCAGAACGUGUUCCUGCCACUGUUGAGACUAUUUGGCUAUUCACACCCCGUUGACGAAGGUGCUCUCAGGUACAUAAACGCCUUAUUCAAGCGAGGUAAUGCGAAUGUGGCCUCUGGUACGUUUUUGGCAUCCAAGCAGCACCAGACGACCGGCCUUGUGGAGGAUCAAUCCACAUUCGCUCUGCAGUUUGGCGAUAAGAAGUUGCAAGAUGAUGCCUUCGAUGCUGUCCACGAGGUAAUACAGACAUUGUAAGAAAUGCAUGACUUUAUACCGAGAAACAGUAUAUCUCAGGUGUGUAAAUAGUGAAAAUAAAAAACAUAUGAUUGUGUAA